AAAAAAUCCAAAAAGAAAAAAAAUCAUUUUAAAAUUUAGAACUUGUUUUUCAAGGCCCAAAAUUAAUCGUUGUCAAUAAUUGGAAACUUAAAAAUAAAGUCUUGUUCUAGAAGAAUGUGAAUCAUCUUCUCCAAGUUUCAAACGUUGGUUUUUUUCCCCACUGUGAUCGUCAGCUUUAUAUAUUAUAUACACGAGAAUCUUGUACCCAAUUAACAUAUACAUACAUGUAAAUGUGUGUAUGUAUAUAAUAUAAAAUUAUUCUCCUUUUCACUAAUUUUUCUUCAAAUACUUUAAUGCCCACCACCUGUUCGAUCAAAUUCCCCAUCUCGAAAAGCUAGAACUUUCUUCGUCUCUAUUGGUCUCUCACUCUCUCUCUUACCUCUUCUCAUUUGUUCUUUCUCCUUCUAAAUUGGGUUAUCAAGUAUAUUGGAUCAACGGGUUUGAUUCACGAUUUGUCAUUUCAUCUUCGUGGAGAGAGUUUGAUCUGAUUUGUUGAUCGUCAGCGUUAUGUCUAGUCCGAGAAGUAACAAGCCGAAGAUUGUCAACGGUCCUGGUGGUUAUAUUCUACAAGACGUUCCUCAUCUCAUUGAUUACCUUCCUGAUCUUCCUACUUAUCCAAAUCCAUUGCAAGACAAUCCAGCUUACUCAGUGGUUAAGCAAUACUUUGUUCAUGCUGAUGAUAGUGUCCCUGAGAAGGUUGUUGUUCACAAGGAUGGUCCAAGAGGAGUCCAUUUCAGGCGUGCUGGUCCACGUCAAAAGGUUUACUUUGAGUCUGACGAAGUGCAUGCUUGUAUAGUUACAUGUGGAGGUCUCUGUCCCGGUCUCAAUACCGUGAUUAGAGAAGUUGUGAGCAGCUUAUCAUACAUGUAUGGAGUAAAGAGAAUUCUUGGAAUCGAUGGUGGAUACAGAGGAUUUUACGCCAAGAAUACUAUCCCCUUAAACUCUAAAGUCGUGAAUGAUAUCCAUAAACGCGGAGGAACAAUCAUUGGGACCUCAAGAGGUGGACAUGAUACCAACAAGAUAGUUGAUAGCAUUCAAGAUCGAGGAAUCAAUCAGGUUUACAUUAUUGGAGGAGAUGGAACCCAGCGAGGUGCUUCAGUAAUAUUUGAGGAAAUUAGAAGACGUCGACUAAAAGUUGCUGUGGUUGGAAUUCCAAAAACUAUUGAUAAUGAUAUUCCGGUGAUAGAUAAAUCUUUUGGGUUUGACACUGCUGUGGAGGAAGCUCAACGAGCGAUUAACGCAGCACAUGUUGAAGCCGAGAGUAAUGAGAAUGGUAUCGGUUUUGUCAAGCUUAUGGGUCGUUACAGCGGGUACAUAGCGAUGUAUGCUACAUUAGCCAGCAGAGAUGUUGACUGUUGCUUGAUUCCCGAGUCACCAUUUUACCUCGAAGGAGAAGGUGGACUCUUUGAGUUCAUAGAGAGACGGCUGAAGGAUCAUGGUCACAUGGUGAUUGUUCUUGCUGAGGGUGCAGGACAGGAUUUGAUGUGCAAAAGCAUGGAAUCUACUCCUAUGGAUGCUUCUGGGAACAAACUUCUUAAAGAUGUCGGCUUGUGGCUAUCACAAAGCAUCAAGGAUCAUUUUAAGAAGAAUAAGAUGGUGAUGAAUCUCAAAUACAUUGAUCCUACAUACAUGAUCCGGGCUGUUCCAAGUAAUGCAUCAGACAAUGUUUACUGUACACUUCUUGCUCAGAGCGCGGUUCAUGGUGCAAUGGCUGGUUACACUGGCUACACCAGUGGUCUUGUCAAUGGAAGACAAACAUACAUCCCUUUCUACAGGAUAACAGAGACCCAGAACAAUGUAGUGAUUACGGAUAGAAUGUGGGCGAGGCUAUUGUCUUCUACGAACCAGCCAAGUUUCUUGGGGCCUAAGGAUACAUCUGAAGAGAAGAAAGAGUUGCCGGAAACACCGCUUCUUGACGACGGAGCUGUCGAUAUUCCUCCUGUGACUAAAGAGGUCACUAAGUGAAGAAGUUGCAGGGCAUAAUAAUGGCAUAUGUAUACUCAGAGGGUUCUGUAACCGAUGCCGUUUCAGGCGAAAGUGAAAUAAUUGUUAUUUUAACGAAUUUGCCCUUUUGUGUAUGUGCAUACACAACACAAACACAAAUUUUAGUUUUCUUCUAGAUGUUUAGUUUUGUAAUCCUUUUUGCAUUUUCCACAACUGAAUAAAUGAAUGAAGUAAUAAUCUUCGUUACUUUGAUCCU
This is a messenger RNA of Arabidopsis thaliana (thale cress), 2200 nucleotides long. RefSeq names its product phosphofructokinase 7 (gene PFK7). The transcript is spliced from 10 exons. Gene Ontology annotation, biological process: glycolytic process through fructose-6-phosphate; fructose 6-phosphate metabolic process; glycolytic process. The record is from RefSeq and is marked reviewed. Lineage: Eukaryota; Viridiplantae; Streptophyta; Magnoliopsida; Brassicales; Brassicaceae. Gene Ontology annotation, molecular function: ATP binding; 6-phosphofructokinase activity. Gene Ontology annotation, cellular component: cytoplasm. The coding region runs from base 508 to 1965 and encodes 485 amino acids.